Messenger RNA from Rhipicephalus microplus (southern cattle tick), 5950 nucleotides. RefSeq names its product Na(+)/citrate cotransporter-like. Gene Ontology annotation, biological process: citrate transport; succinate transport; transmembrane transport. The record is from RefSeq and is a predicted model, not a curated record. Gene Ontology annotation, molecular function: succinate transmembrane transporter activity; citrate transmembrane transporter activity. Gene Ontology annotation, cellular component: plasma membrane. NCBI's taxonomy places the organism in Eukaryota, Metazoa, Arthropoda, Arachnida, Ixodida, Ixodidae.
UGCGCCUUCAUCCUGCUCUGGAUGGCCUUCUACUGGUCGGUGGAGGCCUGUCCUCUGGCUGCCACAUCACUCAUGCCUGUGUUCCUGUUUCCACUCUUAGGAAUCCUGUCAUCCACUAGCGUGGCUAGUUUUUACCUCAAUGAUAUUGGAAUAUUGUUGCUUUGCUCUCUAAUCAUGGCUGGAGCGGUGGAAACAAGCAACCUGCACAAGAGAAUAGCCCUCAGGUCUUUACUCGCCAUAGGAACAAGUAAUCUCAGGCUUCUCCUUGGCUUCAUGGUAGUCACCAUGGUACUAUCCAUGUGGAUUCCCAACACUGCAUCAACGUCCAUCAUGGCACCCAUAGCCAUAGCCGUUGUGGACCAGAUGCACGCCUCGGCUAAGUCUCAUUGCAGGGACGUAGAAAGUGCCGACCUACAGUCUAUAACAAAGAGGCGGGAGUCAGUUUGCAAAGCAAACGAGAAAGCGAGCCGCAAGGAUUCGUCUACUGCUUCUGACUCUGAGGAGAACUGCAGGCAGAAGGUAGUUCGUACGACCAUGCUGCUUUCCGUCGCGUAUUCGGCGAAUAUCGGAGGUACUGGAUCUCUCAUCGGCACAGGGUCCAAUCUCGUACUCAAGGGCCUCAUGGACGAGAGAGGCCCCUCAUCAGGUGCGUCGGAAGAAAAAGUUCGUGAGGAAAUUUCUCGGAGGUACCGUGCCCUGGGUCCUAUGAGCUUUUCAGAAUGGUGCGUUACAUUUCUGAUGACAUCAAUGAUUCUUCUCUGGUUCACCAUGAAGCCCCAGGUGUUCCCCGGCUGGGUGGAAAUGAUACCUAACGGAAAACUCAUUAGGUCAUCCACUCCCUCCAUGUUGGUGACGUUCCUGCUGUUCGUGAUUCCCAAGUACCCCCGAAAGCCCGGUGGCCGAGCCAUCAUCACGUGGAAGGAGGCCAGCGAGCGCGCUCAGUGGGGGAUCGUGAUUCUCAUCGGAGCCAGGGCCGGCCAAAAGAUGCGGGCCGCGUUCGGUGCGCUCAAGGAGUUCUGGCGUCUCCUGUACAUCGUAUGUGUUCCGCUUAUCCUUCUUCCAGUGGCAGCAUGCAUCGGAGGAAAGGCCGGCUGGUGCGCCUACAUUCUGCUCUGGAUGGCCUUUUACUGGUCGGCGGAAGUCGUGCCUCUGGCGGCCACUUCACUCAUGCCGGUGUUCCUGUUCCCGCUCUUCGGGAUCGUGCCAUCCAGUAAAGUGGCCACGUUUUACCUCAACGAGAUCGGGCUUGUCCUGCUGUGCUCUCUGGUCAUGGCCGGGGCCGUUGAAAUAAGCAACCUGCACAAAAGAAUAGCCCUGCGGUCCUUACUCGCCAUUGGAACAAGUAAUCUCAGGCUUCUACUUGGUUUUAUGCUAGUCACCAUGUCACUAUCCAUGUGGAUUCCGAACACUGCAUCAACGUCCAUCAUGGCACCCAUUGUCAUGGCUGUGGUAGACCAGAUGCAUACUUCUACGAAGUCUCAUUUGAAGGACGUUGAACGGAGGAUUCGAGGCACAAAAAACUCCGCACAGUCAUGCUGCUCUCCGUGGCGUAUGCUGCUAACAUCGGAGGAACUGGAUCUCUCGUUGGUACAGGACCAAAUCUCGUACUCAAAGGGUCUUAUAGAUGACAUGUUCCCCGAGUCUACCGAGUUGACCUUCGCUACGUGGAUGCUCUACAACGCGCCAACCAUGCUGAUCUGCGUGCUCAUCGGAUUGGGCUACCUCCUAUUUUCCGCAAGGAAAGAAAUGAGGAGCCCCUCGUCAGAUGCAGCGGCAGAGAAAGUUCGCGAGGAAAUUGCGGGGAGGUACCGGGACCUUGGUCCUAUGAGUUUUUCCGAGUGGUGCGUCAUGUUCCUAAUGUCUACAACGAUUCUUCUCUGGUUCACGAUGAAGCCCCAGAUGUUUCCUGGCUGGGUCGAAGCGAUUCCUCAUCAUAAAUUCACAAGCCAUCCUGCACCCGCCAUGCUGGCGAUGUUCCUGCUCUUUGUGAUUCCCAAGGACCCUCGCAAGCCCGGUGGCCGAGGCCUUAUCACGUGGAGGGAAGCCAGUGAGCGGGCUCAGUGGGGAGUCAUGAUUCUCGUCGGAGGUGGCAUGUGCCUCGCCGAGGGCUGCAAGCAAUCAGGCCUGUCGGCGAUGCUGGUGCAGCACCUGAAGAGUCUGGACGUCCUUCCUAAUGUGCUGACGGUGUUCGUCCUAUGCUUUGCCGCCUCCAUGUUCACUGAAGUGACGAGUAACACGGCUGUCAGUACCAUACUCUUGCCCGUCGUCUGUGAAAUGGCGAUAGCGAUAGGCGUGCACCCACUUUACCUGGCGAUGCCAGUGACGAUCGGCUGUUCCUUCUCAUUCAUGCUGCCUGCUGCGACACCUCCGAACGCCAUCGUGUAUGAGUUGGCGAAGUUGAAAAUCCCUGACAUGGCAAGACCGGGUUUCUUCAUGAACAUGAUCUGCGUCGUGGUGGAAGUGGGCAUGAUUCACGCAAUAGGAUUCCCAAUUUUCGGUUUGGGAAUUUUGCCUGAGUGGGCUAGACACACUGCAACGACAGUCUCCACUACGCCAGCACCAAACGCAACAGACGCUAUCACGUUGCAAACAGUAUUGACUGCAUUGAAUUAUACGCAAUUGACGUGAAAGGCAUGCGUGACUGACAGCACUAUGUUCCUGCCGAAUUUCUUGGCUAUUUCCAAAGAUCUCACAUCAAGUGGUUCCACUGAAGUUCUGGCGUGCAGUACAAAUGAUGAAAAAGCUUAUUUAAAAGCUCAAUUCCAAGAACAGCUGUUUUCGGGCAAGAAGAAACGAUGUAGUGUUUGACUAACACUAGCAAUAUUCAGGAUAAAGUGGCGUGGAUCCUAUCCUCUUUAGUAGCACUGCCCUGCUGGUGCAGUGUAUUCACAUAGCGGUGCCUUGAAAAAAAACAUCAUUAACUUCACGACGUGACAUAACUAUAGCUCCAACAUCACCGAUUCAACGCAUUCCAGAUGCAUGGAGAGGAAAAUGUGCUGGGGCUGGAGCAUCCAGUGCUAUACUUAAUGGUAGAUGAUCAAGUAAGCCAUUCUUCAGCAUGGUGAAGUCACGACCAUUUUGAAAGAUUUUCCUUCACUGCGCUUUCUCACCAAACUUCAGUGCGCAGGCUUGCUUGUGAUCUUUGUCAAGCGCUCAUCUUCAAAGGUUUUAAAGUUGGCUCAAAAUUGUUCUUUAACGUCUAGUAUAACCAACCAGCGCGUUCUCUAGGUCAACACCUUACAGCGAUUAAAUCUGCUUUCCACCAAUUUAUGUUACAUGCGAGUUGUAUUGCGGUAUAUAGAGUACAAUCAGAUAUUUGUGAAAGACCUGUUCCUUGCAAUACACUAAACAAAUUUGCCAUAAAUCGGUGACACAUAACUCACAUGAGAGCUAGCACAUUUAUGCAAGAUAAGAGGAAAUAAAACCGCUGCAGUAUUGGUGCAAUGCUUCCUAUCAAACAUUCGUGUUGAGUUCCCCCCGGGAAGUGGAGUGUGGAAUGUUUUUUUUUUGUCUUCGACUAAUCAUACAUCCUACUUAACGUGAUUUUUGCUUUGUGGACAGGAACCCGAAUAAGUAUUCAUGUCGCAUGAUGUGAGCCGAGCAGUUAAGCAUCUGCGACUGCCUUUUGGUGUGAACUUGUGUAUAUACCUGUAUUAAGGCACAUACCAACUCAGUCCUGCUGACUACUGAGUACACGAGCAUCAACAGGUUUUCUCAGAUACACUAGCCGUAAUGAAUGGCUCAAGCUGUAACAUAUAUACCAGUUGAUAGGAGCAAACACCUUUGAAGUGAUGCGGUGCCAACAGCGAGUUGUCAAUGUCUGCCAGCAAAUAUUUUGUGGGCCAUUUACAUAGAAAAACUUCAAGUGCCUUUUUUUAACAAAUAUGCAUUUGCAUUAAACAACGGUAUGCGCCGUCGAUAUAUGUUGGUUUGUUGUAGCGACCUCGCAGCGCGUGUAUAGGCUUCGCCCAGCCGUCCCAGCCAAAAGCGCCCUGCCCCCCUCGUAUAAUGACGUGACUACUGGCGCUGCAGAUGCAAAAGCUGCCUCCGAAACCGGAACGUCUGGACGUCUUCCUGCGGCCGCAACCAAGAAAGUUGCAACGAACAUAUGAGCCAUGUUGACGUGUAUAGCUCUAGCUUUGAGAACAUUAUCAAAACAUGAGAUAUCGUAAUGGUGAUGACAUUUCCGAAAUGUCAUCGCCGUUGCGGCAGCCAACGUCAGGCCACACCUGUACGUUUUAAUUCGUUCACUAACGCAAGAAGGUCUUGAGUAAUAUGCAAAUGAGCGGUGUGAAAAUUCAUACCCACGAAUUGCUACGGUAAAUUCUUGCGUAUAACAAAUGUGCGGGAGAAGUUAUUCAUGCAGGCGACAAGGGCGACAUCAGUGACAUUCAUCCUUCAAUACGCUUGCAAAAUAUUUCUACUGCAUGCUGUGGAUAAUGUAGUUACGUGCCUCGCAGGUCCAUGGCUCUAUUCGUACGCUCAAGUGGAGGUCGCAUAAUGUGUACAGGACCGUAAACAGACUCUGCAAGUUUCCCAAUAAUUUAUUUCUGUGAAUUCUCACAGGGUGUGCACCACAGCCAGAACAACAAUGCCCGACACACUUGUGUUAGGUGUGUCAUCGCAGCCACGUAUAGAGAUGAGAUGCAGAGUCCAAGUCGAUACCGUGGUUAGCUGCUGCUUUGUUGAAUUGUUGACUGAUAUAUAAGGUUUAACGCCCCAAAACUUUCUAUUUGAUUAUGAGAGAUGCCAUAGUGGAGGGAAUCCGGAAACUUCGACCACCUGGCUUUCUUUAACGAGCACCCAAAUCUGAGCACACGGGUUUACAGCACUUUUGCCUCCAUCGAAAAUGCAGCCGCCACAGCCAGGAAUUUGAUCCCGCGACCUUGCGGGUAAACAGCCGAGUACCUUAGCCACUAGACCACGGCGGAGCCUUUAAUGAAUUGUGUCCAUGCAGAAAUAAGCACAUGCUUCGUUGCCGAGUGACCUAUUUAGUUCACGCGAGUAUAAUGAAGUUAUUUUGACGCGUCUAAGACUUCUGCAGUUAAUGACAACUGUGAAACAUUCUUCGCAUAUCAUCACAUAUGGCAGUGCUAUUCACAGCGUUAACAUGGUUUGAGGUGAAAAUUCUCAAUACGCCUCCACACAAGGCUUAUUUAAAAAAUGCGGUGUGCCACAUUAAAAUGACAAACGCUUGGCAGAGCUAGUCGUUUUUGCUGGGUUACGCGCUCCAAAAAAAGAACCGGGGAAGCGGUGUCGAAGGCUAGUAUAUUGUUGCGAUGGCUUUUAUAAACAGAAAACUAAAAAAAAAAGGACCGAGCCUAUCUUUGUUGUGCCCUCCAACGCAAAUAACUGUGACAGCUCGUCAGUACACAGUUUUUUUUUCUUUUUGCACGGUGACAGACAGUGCACGCAGCAGCGAAAACAAAGUAGAAAUAUUAGUAGGCACGGCUUCUUUUGCCUAUAUAUAUACAAUGCCACUUUAAACUCUUGGCGACAGCACCACCCAAUUUUUGUGACGUAUAUGUUCAGUCCAAUUGGUCCAUGCAAAUCCGCUUAAGAAUAAGAAGCCUACCUUCGCUUUGACAUUAUAAUGUGAAAGUAAAGCCAGCCUUAUGAAAUAAUGUUUUGAAUAUGCUUCUGAAAACAUACAAUAGAAGAUGCCUACAGGCAUUUCUAUUCUUCUCAUUCAUGCUAUUGUACCAUGUAUAUGUGCAUGCUUUAGGACUUGUGUGUGCACGUACUCGACAUAUAUGUAGAACCCUUUGUAUAUGCGAUAACGUUUCAAAUUUAUUCAUGUAAUAAAUAUUGACAUUUGUGCGAUAUUUUGUCUUCCAAGUAUGUCUUUUCAAAGAGCGAUUAAAAAAGUGAUGCUUUAAUGUGUUUGACAAAUGUCCUGUACAUACAUUGUAAAAAAGUGUUCGAAUAAAAAGCAACUAUAAUUUCCAUA